Linum tenue is the source of this 748-nucleotide messenger RNA. The record is from the annotation of a GenBank genome assembly. Lineage: Eukaryota; Viridiplantae; Streptophyta; Magnoliopsida; Malpighiales; Linaceae.
CUUUCCGCUAGUUCAAAAUACCAGUAACAAACACUUUGUUCGACACACUACGCAAAUCCAUUUAGGUGAUAAGCAAAUAAUGGACCAGUCGCAGCACCAGCAGCACGGCGGCACAAUGCAGCACCAGCAGCAGCAACCCCGGUCUUACCAAGUGGUCAAGGCUGCCACUGCGGCCACUGCCGGAGGAUCCAUGCUCGUCCUUUCGGGGCUUAUCCUUGCAGCCACCGUGAUUAUGCUGACCAUAGCCACUCCUCUCCUCGUCAUCUUCAGCCCCGUCCUCGUCCCUGCUCUCAUCACCGUCGGUCUCCUCAUCACGGGCUUCUUGGCCUCCGGUGGGUUCGGCAUUGCAGCCAUCACUGUUCUGUCCUGGAUCUACAGGUAUGUGACGGGGAGGCACCCACCGGGAGCGGAUUCCCUCGACCAAGCUAGGAUGAAGCUAGCUGGGAAGGCAAGAGAAAUGAAGGAUAGGGCGACGGAGUUCGGGCAGCAGCAUGUUACCGGUCAGCAGACCUCUUAGAAAAUAAGGGGACUCGCAGCUACGCAUGAUGUUGAUGAUGGAAUAUGAAUUUGUCAGAUUUUGAGGGUUCAUAUUUGGUUGCUUAAGCGUCUUUGUUUCUUUUGUAUCUCCCCCUGGGUUUAUAUUCUCGUGUUGCGUGUCUUUUUUCCGUAUGUUUCUCGAGUUUAAAAAUAAUAAUGAGCAAUUUUUGGUGGCUGCCUUGUAAUGUAAUUGAAUGUGAUCGAUCAACUU